AUGAAGGUCUUUGAAAGAAUUCUUUCCGUGGACAAGCUCUUCGACGUGGUCUUUCGUUUGGAGCAGAAGUACGGAAAGCAAAGCUGCUUCCAGCACAUGGCCGUACUUGAAGGGAUUUGCAUCAAGACCAAGAAGUCCGAGGAUCUCCUGUGGAUCUUGGAAAGCAUGGAAGAUCUCUUGAUCCGUGGAGAAUCCAACAACAAAUGCUUCAGUAGCCGAACAUUGAAAGGCGGCCGCACUGGAGGAGGGACCAGAGGGCUCCUGGAUGAGUUCUUGGCCAAGAAGAGCAUUUUUGAGUACGUGUUGGAAGAGUCACAGAAAUGGGGAUUGAAGCCCGCACAUGCCAACGGCAUCAAGAAGGUGAUGAUCUCUCACAGUGAAGUGCGAAAAAGGUUCGAGGAUGGGGCUGACUUGACAUGGCUGGGCCAGCUGACAGAAGCCGAACGCUUGAUCAUCAACAUGCUCAAGAAUGUCGUCUUUCGAUCUGGGCAUGACAGCCAGCUUCGCAACACCUUGAAGGGGUCAACCUUGCCUGCGGACAUCCUAUGCCAUGACCCUUUCAAGACAAUGAUGGAAACUAUCCAUGAAGAGAUUGAGAAGGUGAAGGCGGCAGAGGAAAAAGAAGCAAAUGAAGAUGAGUCAGAUGAAGAUUCUUCAGCCCAGAAGAAUGUCAUCGUGCAUGACCUGUUGCCCCGAAUGUCUUUGGAGCUGGACCAUGAAGAUGAGAAAGCGCAGCAGCUGAUGGCUUUCGCCAAGCAGGCUGAGGAGAUCGUAGAUCAAUUUGUCAAAUUGGUGGUCGAGCAAGACUCAGUGCAGGCAAUGGGCCAGAUCAUGGAAAACUGCGUGUCUCUCACCGGGGCCAAAAGGGCGAUCUUUGUCUAUGACUCCAAGGUUGCAGGAGAGGCGACGGCCCAGUGUCACAUUCGACGGCCUCAGUUUCGCCGUGAGCAUUUUCAGAAGAUUUGCUCCUCAUUCGUCCGAGGCAGAGGUGGACCACAGCCACGAGAGGGCGACUUGGUGAUCUUUUUCGAUGGUGGACGCCAACUUGCUCCUAUGGUUCUCAGUGCGUGUGUGAAGAUUACAAAUGCCGAGGACCAUGGGCAGCAUUGGGAAAAGAAGCAGAGGCAGGAGAUGAUUAUUCAUUACUGCGAGCAGUCCAUCCGAGCUCGCAGGUGCUUGGUGCGAGGCCUCAUUCCGACCCAUGAGGGAAUUCACAUUGUCACCUCUGGGCCCGUGUUGGUGCAGGACAUCCCUCGCAAGAUCUUCUCCGGCAUGAGCUUGAGCACGGCAAUUGGUCCUGUGAAGAUUCUUCCUUUUGAUGAGGAGCAAGGCUUUUGGCUCAUUAGCAAGGAAGAGAAGGAUAAGAUCUAUGGACCUGCUGGAAGAGUCUUGUCCGGAGGAGCGCUGCCUGAUGGCCCAGAUCGUCCAGAUUUGGGGGAAGAUCGUAUUCCAGUGAACUACCAUGUGAUGCCACAGGCGGUGUUCGCAGAGUUGCUGCACUCCUUUCAAGCCAGCGUGAUGGUGAAUGGAACUGAGAUCGAUGGCAAGGGCGCUGAGGCGGCAAUCUUGGCCAAGAAGUCGUACAUUGGUGUUACCUUCACAGAGUAUCAUGCCCAGCAGCUGAGGAAGCUCCUUGUCCGCUUCGUUUGGGAGCAAUUCAAGGACCAAUCCUCUCCGCUCUACAAUGUUGAAGUGCAGACCCUCCUCAAAGCUCUUGGUGGCAAUCCCAAUGCGAGCACGCCCCUUCCUCUUGGUAGCAGUGGUGGCAGUGGCAACACCGUUCAGCCAAGUGCAAGCGGAAGAGGAAAGGGCGGAAGAGGAAAGGGCAAGGGCGGUGGCAAGGCUGGCAGCAAGGCUGGUGGCAAGGCUGGUGGCAAGGCUGCUGGUGGUAAGGCUGCUGGCAAGUCAAAGAGCAAAAAGCGUGCAGCCGGAGAGGAUGAUGGAUCUGAUGGUUCCAAGAAGCAAAAGACAUCAGAGGAAAGCUCCAAGAAGGAAGAGAUCAUGAACAAGCUGAAGAAGCUGACCCAGGGAGGCCUGAUCCAGGACGACGAUGAUGACGAUGAUAUGGCCGACGAGGCCGAAGAGUGA
Molecule: messenger RNA, 2088 nt
Organism: Cladocopium goreaui
Lineage: Eukaryota; Dinophyceae; Suessiales; Symbiodiniaceae
Source: the annotation of a GenBank genome assembly